AUGUCUCCGACACUUCUACAGACGUCCGUGCCAGAAUCGGCCAAGGAUGCUCUCAUUUCCAAGCUGCGUCAACCGACAGGUGACCUUUCGGCGCAACAGGCGCGCACAGAUGCCUCGAGCUCGUCCACAGCAGCAUCAACGAGCAGCACAGAGCAUCAAGCCACAGCGGACGACAUCCACACCGUCUCAAUAGCCGAGAAUACCUUCACAGAACCGCGCAAACGGAUCGUCUCGCCAGCAUCGCUCACCAGAUUCGAGAACUCGCCGGCGUUUGCUGAGAUCCUCGCCUUCAUCCGUGUCUGCAAUACCAGCGUGGUGGGCAGGACGCUGACAGAAGAGAUCCACACCUCGCAAGCAUGUGAUGCCAUCCUCGUCAUCCUUGCUGAGGUGGCAGCACUGCGAAAAUCGACGCCACCGGACGCUUCUAUCGGCUCGUCCCGCUUCGGCAACCCCGCCUUUCGCACGUUUUACGCCAAGAUCCGCGACAACAGCGACCGUCUUCACCGCUUGAUUCCAGGUCUCGAGGAUGAUUCGGAGCCGUCCCGAACAGCCCGCGCUGAGCUUGGCGUCUACUUGCAGGAGAGCUGGGGCAAUGAAAAGAGGAUCGAUUACGGAAGUGGCAUGGAGCUCAACAUAGCCUGCUGGUUGCUCUGUUUGUGCAAACUGCGCAUUCUGCGUCUGCCCGAGGACGGCGCUGCGAUCGUUUUGCGCGUCUUCUGGACCUACAUCCAAGUGAUGCGCGACAUCCAGUCCUCCUAUUGGCUCGAGCCAGCCGGCAGUCAUGGCGUGUGGGGACUGGACGACUACCACUUCCUUCCCUUCCUCUGGGGAGCUGGCCAACUGAGCAGCCAUCGCCACCUGCGACCCAAGGCGAUUCACGACGCAGAGAUUGUCGACGAGUUCGCACCCAAGUACAUGUACUUGGCCUGCAUACAAUUCAUCAACUCGGUCAAGACAGCCUCCCUACGCUGGCAUUCGCCCAUGCUCGACGACAUCUCGGGCGCAAAGUCGUGGGCCAAGGUCAACGAGGGCAUGAUCAAGAUGUAUCGCGCAGAGGUGCUCAAGAAGCUCCCCAUCGCUCAGCACAUCUUUUUCGGAAGUUUGAUCCGCUUUCCGGAGCCCGCUGCUGGCGAGCUCGAGGACGAGGACGCAGAGGAGGACGCGCAUGGUCACAUCCACCCUGCCGGUCAACCACAUGCCCAUGGCAGCGGCGAGGGACAGGCCGCCGGGUGGGGCGACUGCUGUGGUAUCCCCAUCCCUAGUGUGUUUGCAGCGGCGGAAGAGGAGAAGAAGCGCCAACAAGGUGGGUUCAGCUCGACCAUGCUUGGCGAGAAGCCAUUUGGAGCAGGCGUUCGUCGCAUCCCAUUUGAUUGA
Molecule: messenger RNA, 1374 nt
Organism: Pseudozyma hubeiensis SY62
Lineage: Eukaryota; Fungi; Basidiomycota; Ustilaginomycetes; Ustilaginales; Ustilaginaceae
Product: protein phosphatase type 2A phosphotyrosyl phosphatase activator
Exons: 2
Coding region: 1-1374 (457 amino acids)
Biological process (GO): mitotic spindle organization
Cellular component (GO): nucleus; cytoplasm; protein phosphatase type 2A complex
Molecular function (GO): peptidyl-prolyl cis-trans isomerase activity; protein tyrosine phosphatase activator activity
Source: RefSeq, a predicted model, not a curated record